Messenger RNA from Entelurus aequoreus (snake pipefish), 4024 nucleotides. RefSeq names its product DEAH (Asp-Glu-Ala-His) box polypeptide 8 (gene dhx8). The coding region runs from base 126 to 3737 and encodes 1203 amino acids. The record is from RefSeq and is a predicted model, not a curated record. Gene Ontology annotation, biological process: mRNA splicing, via spliceosome; spliceosomal complex disassembly. The transcript is spliced from 23 exons. Gene Ontology annotation, molecular function: RNA helicase activity; ATP binding; RNA binding. Gene Ontology annotation, cellular component: catalytic step 2 spliceosome; intracellular anatomical structure. NCBI's taxonomy places the organism in Eukaryota, Metazoa, Chordata, Actinopteri, Syngnathiformes, Syngnathidae.
CUCCAGCAUCAUACCCAAUCCUUGUCUUGUUUUGUUGUCCAGGUCCUGAAUUUGCUAUUUUGAGUUUUCCUUUUCUCCUCUUAAGCGGAGUGAAUUUUUGUUUGUAAAGUUUUCAAGUCGCGGUGAUGUCAGACGCCGACGUGGACGAGCUCUCCCAGCUGGAGUUCUUAUCGCUGGUGUCCAAAGUGUGCACGGAGCUCGACAACCAUCUUGGAAUCAGCGACAAAGACUUAGCGGAGUUUGUCAUAAGCCUGGCGGAAAAAAACCAGACGUUUGACGGAUUCAAAGCGCUUCUGCUCGAAAAUGGAGCAGAAUUCACUGAUUCUCUCAUUGGCAACUUGCUCAGGCUCAUUCAGACCAUGAGACCCCCAUCUAAAGUGUCUUCAAGUAAAGAAACUUGUGACGUUCUGAUGCCAAAGUCAGAGAAGGACAAACUGAAGGAGUUGUUCCCCGCGCUGUGCCGAGCCAACGAGCCGCCACCGAAGGUCCUCGACGAAGAGGACGUGAAGGUGGCGGCCGACGCCAUGAAGGAGCUGGAGAUGUUCAUGCCCAGUGUGAGCACCACGGUCCCUAAAAGGGAAAAGAGCCGCUCGGAGAAGGGCAGACGGCGCAGCCGGAGUCGCAGCAGAAGCAGGGAUCGACACAGGCACCGGGACAGGGACAGGGACCGCAGGAGCCACCGCUCACGUUCCAGGUCGCGAUCCAGAGACCGUGAUCGCCAAAGAGAUAGAGACCGCGACCGCUCUAGGAGGAGAGACCGGUCCUCCCGCUGGAGCGAGCGCUCGCCAAGCCCCAGGAAAGAUCAAGAGCGAGACUGGAAGGACAAGCACGUGGACCGCCCCCCUCCGGAGGAGCCCUCUGUUGGCGACAUCUACAACGGAAAAGUGACCAGCAUCAUGCAGUUUGGAUGCUUCGUGCAGCUGGAGGGGCUCAGGAAGCGAUGGGAAGGGCUGGUCCACAUCUCUGAGCUGCGACGAGAAGGCCGAGUGGCCAACGUGGCGGAUGUGGUCAGCAAAGGCCAAAGGGUCAAGAUCAAAGUGCUGUCCUUCACAGGCUCCAAGACCAGCCUCAGCAUGAAGGACGUGGACCAGGAGACGGGCGAGGACCUGAACCCCAACCGGAGGAGGAACGUGGGUCCAGACGGCGGCGAGGAGGUGACCAUGAGGAACCCGGACGGGCCGAGCAACCUCAACCUGGGUCAGACCCGCGAGUUGGAACAAGACGACACGCUGGAGAGGAAGAGGCUCACCAAAAUCUCCGAUCCGGAAAAGUGGGAGAUCAAGCAGAUGAUCGCCGCCAAUGUUUUGUCUAAAGAAGAGUUCCCCGACUUUGACGACGAGACUGGGAUUCUUCCCAAAGUCGACGAUGAGGAAGACGAAGACUUAGAAAUUGAGUUAGUUGAAGAGGAGCCGCCUUUCCUGAGAGGACACACCAAGCAGAGCAUGGACAUGAGCCCCGUCAAGAUCGUCAAGAAUCCAGACGGCUCGUUGUCCCAGGCGGCCAUGAUGCAGAGCGCUCUGGCCAAAGAGAGGCGGGAGCUGAAGCAGGCGGCACGGGAGGCCGAGAUGGACUCCAUCCCCAUGGGACUGAACAAGCACUGGGUGGACCCACUGCCGGACGCUGACGGCAGGCAGAUUGCGGCAAACAUGAGAGGCAUCGGCAUGAUGCCCAAUGACAUUCCCGAGUGGAAGAAGCACGCCUUUGGAGGCAACAAGGCCUCGUAUGGAAAGAAGACCCAGCUCUCCAUCCUGGAGCAGAGGGAGAGUUUGCCCAUCUACAAGCUGAAAGAGCAGCUCAUUCAGGCCGUGCACGACAACCAGAUCCUGAUCGUCAUCGGAGAAACCGGGUCUGGCAAGACCACGCAGAUCACGCAGUACUUGGCGGAGGCGGGAUACACUACAAGGGGAAAGAUUGGCUGCACGCAGCCUCGCCGUGUGGCCGCCAUGUCUGUGGCCAAGAGAGUGUCGGAGGAGUACGGAUGCUGCUUGGGACAGGAGGUGGGCUACACCAUCAGGUUCGAGGACUGCACCAGCCCAGAGACGGUGAUCAAGUACAUGACGGACGGCAUGUUGCUCCGAGAGUGUCUGAUCGACUCGGAGCUGGGCCAGUACGCCAUCAUCAUGCUGGACGAAGCUCACGAGAGGACCAUCCACACCGACGUCCUCUUCGGUCUGCUCAAGAAGACUGUCCAGAAGCGCACGGACAUGAAGCUGAUUGUCACCUCGGCCACUCUGGACGCUGUCAAGUUCUCCCAAUACUUCUACGAGGCGCCCAUCUUCACCAUCCCAGGAAGAACGUAUCCUGUGGAGGUCCUGUACACCAAAGAACCUGAGACGGACUACCUGGACGCCAGCCUCAUCACCGUCAUGCAGAUCCACCUGACAGAACCUCCAGGUGACGUCCUGGUCUUUCUGACUGGACAGGAAGAGAUCGACACCGCCUGCGAGAUCCUCUACGAGCGCAUGAAGUCGCUCGGACCCGACGUUCCUGAACUCAUCAUUCUGCCCGUUUACUCGGCACUGCCCAGCGAGAUGCAGACCAGGAUCUUUGACCCUGCACCCCCCGGCAGCAGAAAGGUCGUCAUAGCUACCAACAUCGCUGAGACGUCCCUGACCAUCGACGGCAUCUACUACGUGGUGGACCCGGGCUUUGUCAAGCAAAAAGUCUACAACUCAAAGACGGGCAUCGACCAGCUGGUGGUGACGCCCAUCUCACAGGCUCAAGCCAAGCAGAGGGCGGGCCGAGCCGGCAGAACGGGUCCAGGGAAGUGCUACCGCCUCUACACGGAGAGGGCCUACAGGGAUGAGAUGUUGACCACCAACGUACCUGAGAUCCAGAGGACCAACCUGGCCAGCACGGUGCUCUCUCUGAAGGCCAUGGGCAUCAACGACCUCCUCUCCUUCGACUUCAUGGACGCUCCUCCAAUGGAGACGCUGAUCACAGCCAUGGAGCAGCUCUACACUCUGGGAGCUCUGGAUGAUGAGGGUCUGCUCACACGACUGGGCAGGAGGAUGGCAGAGUUCCCUCUGGAGCCCAUGUUGUGUAAGAUGUUGAUCAUGUCCGUACAUCUGGGCUGCAGUGAAGAGAUGCUCACCAUCGUGUCCAUGUUGUCCGUGCAGAACGUCUUCUACAGGCCAAAGGACAAGCAGGCCUUGGCUGACCAGAAGAAGGCCAAGUUCCACCAGCCCGAAGGCGACCAUCUCACCCUGCUGGCCGUCUACAACUCGUGGAAGAACAACAAGUUCUCUAACCCCUGGUGCUACGAGAACUUCAUCCAGGCCCGCUCGCUGAGGAGAGGGCAGGACAUCCGCAAGCAGAUGUUGGGCAUCAUGGACAGACACAAGUUGGAUGUGGUCUCGUGUGGAAAGGCCACCGUGCGGGUGCAGAAAGCAAUCUGCAGCGGUUUCUUCCGCAACGCGGCCAAGAAGGACCCUCAGGAGGGCUACAGAACCCUCAUCGACCAGCAGGUGGUCUACAUCCACCCCUCCAGCGCUUUGUUCAACCGCCAGCCCGAAUGGGUUGUGUACCACGAGCUGGUGCUGACCACCAAGGAGUACAUGCGUGAGGUGACCACCAUCGACCCGCGCUGGCUGGUGGAGUUUGCUCCAGCCUUCUUCAAGGUGUCUGACCCGACCCGCCUCAGCAAGCAGAAGAAACAACAACGCUUGGAGCCUCUGUACAAUCGCUACGAGGAACCCAACGCCUGGAGGAUCUCGCGAGCCUUCAGACGCCGUUAAAAACUUUGGUCCUGGUUACUAUGGUAACUUCACAUUUACACUUCUUUUUUUUUUGACAGUUUUGAUUCACUGGUCAAUCAUGAAGUUUGUCGUCUGUGUUGUGUGUGAAACAGCACUAUUUAUUUUAUUUUUCUUGUAAAAACGUCCCGCAGUUCAUAAGAUCUGAAAACCUUGAGGUUUUGCUUUUUUUAAUCUCCCUGUCUGUGAAUACAACGUUGUUAUAAAUACACACAUCCUUGCUAGUCCGUUUGUAAAAAUGUCUUUUAUUAAAUGCAAAAUGGUCUUAA